Molecule: messenger RNA, 4748 nt
Organism: Cladophialophora immunda
Lineage: Eukaryota; Fungi; Ascomycota; Eurotiomycetes; Chaetothyriales; Herpotrichiellaceae
Exons: 2
Coding region: 295-4458 (1387 amino acids)
Biological process (GO): regulation of transcription by RNA polymerase II
Cellular component (GO): mediator complex
Molecular function (GO): transcription coregulator activity
Source: RefSeq, a predicted model, not a curated record
GGUCUCUUCCACUCCCUCCAUAUUUUGCAUUAUCUCCAAGGCUAGAGGACUCCCAUUCUACCCAUAUCCGGUGAGGCUAAGCGUCGGAAGUGGGUUGGCUCAAAAUCGAGGUCAUCUUACCAAGUCAGCCGACACAACGCGGCAUCAUUGCACUCGGUGCCUCUGGGCGUCCUUUGAACGACCAACCAUCUUGCAUGCCUCGCGACGCUCGUGCAAUGCACCUACAUCUCGGCCAAUUUAUAAUACCUUGCUGUUCCCGACGAGCAGUCUGUAUUCCACCCAACGGUUGACGACAUGAAUACGACACUGGAGUUUCCGAGUAACUGUUCCACGAAUGUCUAUACCCUUAACGAUUUCGGCGAGAUAGCUUAUAUUGUAUGCACAGUAGCAACUCCGCCUACCCAGGAUCCGUCAGCCUUUAUCACCACUGCAGAGAACACCCUUGCUCGACUCCGGAAAACUGAGCGUCAAUUUAGAGAAGCAUCCAUUCUUGCCGCACUAGAUGUUGAAGCUCGUCAACUAUUCACUUUUUAUAAAAAGGUGGAUAUCACUGCCCCAAAGGACCAAAAAACUUUGCUGUUGAAGUUUGGUUACGUGCUGCGCAGCAACACUUGUACAAUCGCCUACAAGACCGCCGCCCGACUUCCCGACUUGCUCAAACCGGAACAUGCUCGGCUGUACCGACUCUUUAUUACUGCCAUCGUAUCCAGCAUCAAGUUUGUCCCCAAUGGCGAGACUGAUCUUCAGCUGCUUGGACCCAAUUUGUAUCUCGUUGAGCAGGCUCCCUUGGCUACCGACGUUCACCAUUUUGACAAAGUUAAUCAGUGGGUUCUCUACCGCAUCGACCUACAGGUAGUCCCAAGCGGUCACAUCAUCCUGACAAUUGCAAAGGAUGCCGCGUUCUCCUUCGUUCGUCUUCCAGAAUGUGCUACCAAGCUCAACUGGAAUGACCAUACAAAAUCUGAAACAAUUGCCAUAUACCUCGCGCCUAUCGGGCGUAUUGCACGGUCAACGCAAGCAAAAAUCCUCGCCCACAAAAAACUUAUUGGCACCUCUGACAACCAGCCUAAUGGCGAGAGUCAACUUUCCAAUGCACGAAGAGAAGCCUGGAGAGAACUGCUACCGUCCUGGCUUAAGGAGCACAUGAAUAUAAGUAUCGAAGCGAUGGAAAGUGACUGGAUUGAGAUUGAAGUACCUGUAGAGGAGAUUGAUCACGGGUCCACCGACGGUCAGCAAGAUAAUCCAAGUCCCGACACCGUGGAGCGCGACUCGGUCACUUGGAGAACAAUUCUUUGGCCUGCAGACCUGUGCUUUGUCUUCAGCGUCGAGGAGCAUGUUGCAGUAAAGGCGACCGAAGGGAAAGAGGAUCCAAUGCAAUUCGUGCGAGAUUGGAUCCUUGGUACGGGUGGCGGCACGUCAAAGGUUGAAGCUAACCACCAAAGUGUGGUAGAUGAGGAUGAUGAACCACUAUUUGCUGAAGAAGGUACAUUUGACGAUCCAGUGCACUUCCAUCCGUUUGGACCUCCUGCUUUUGGUCCCGGCCAAACGAUAUACCCGACUCCGCCUGAUGUUGGAAUGACACAUCCUACGCCAGGCUUCUCAUCAGUCGACGGGAUGGCCAUGACUCCUGCAAACAUAUCUCGAGGUCCUGCUGAAAGGCCUCAGCCGCAGGAUGAGGACAUGCCGGAUUUCGAGGACGACCCAACUACAAGCGGGUUGCAGACAUUCUAUGACGAAGACCUAUUCGAGGAGAAUCCAGAUGAUAAUCUCGGCGCAGAAGCCAACGGCGACGAGCCUAAUUGGGAUUUUUUCGACGCUCCGGGGCUAGACCCUAAUUCUACACGCUCUGCAAGCCACGGGCGGAUCGAAGAGCCAGCGGUACGGGGCGAGACCCAGGCAGGAGGCAUGAUGGGCGUCAACGAUGAAACGGCUGGUCAAGGUGCCGCUGCUCCAGGUCCAGCCAUUGUGAAGGGCGAAAAUAUGGGCUCUGAAGCUGCAACGAACUCACCCGCAAACAUCAGGUUGCAGCACCCCAAAGACCAGACGGAACACCUGACCAAGGUUCCGCAGGCGAAAAGCAAGGAGAGACCUCAACCUCCACCCACAUGGGGUCCUCCUUUGUGGAAACCGGAGUCUGCCAAAGAAUCAAUAAUCGAAGCUGAGCGUGGACGUCGUUCAAGUCUGUAUGAUGGUCUACACUCGCUUCCGUCCGUGUCGAAACAUGAUAGCAGAUACGGGGCAGGCGGGGACUACUGGUUCGAUCCAACGCCUAUUCUUUCUAAUACUAAGGGCUUCUCGAAGUCAAACCCGCUCUUUCAGAGACCUGCAUCAAGCUCAUCAGACAGUGACAGUUUGAUGACCAGUUCCAGCAACUCGGCAGAACCUUUGUCUGGGCACUACCCAGCCCAAGCUCCGGCCAGACAGUGGACAGAAUAUCAUUCUCCGUCGCCAAACGCCGUCAAUCGCCAGAGCGAGAUCGACAAGAAGACAAUCUAUCAGGACGUGCAGCAAAUACUAGGAGUUUUGAAGCCCGGCUUGGUAGAACCUCCCACACUAUCGGAUUUCCGAUCAGUUAACGCCGACCAGCGCAAGAUUCCUCCAAUAUCGACACAGAGAUACCUGCAAAUUGCCCACGUGUUGGUGGAGCAGAUGUCCCAGACCACCUUACUCCCUCAUGGAGAGUAUCAAGGAGGAACACAACUCCCGCCUCGUGACCAAAUGGAUGUAAACGUUGAUCUGAGCGGUAUCAACACUUCUGCAACACCCUCGAGUGUAUUUCAACUUACGAAUCUCAAAGCCGAACAAAACAAUGGAAGAGUUCAGGGCAAGGUGAUAAGAAUCCAACCGGAUCAGAUUCGCAUUCGACGCACAGAACGGCCACUGACAGCCUCUAUAUCUAUCUUGAAUUUCUGGGAUUCAUUGAACCUUCAACCUGACAGUGGACCGAAAGACGUUACAACCUUUUGUAUCCAUCCGAGUCAAGAAAAUGUAACAGAGGGAUGUCUUAAUCUGCUGCAGCGACUUGCAGAAACUUACACCUCUUGUUCAUUGGGAACUCAUACAAUCGGCCGACUCCCUGGAUUUACAGAUAAUGGAUCGAUAUCAUGGGGUCCGAAUGACCUGGGUCAACAUAACCUCCUUCAGACAUGCCACAUGGUUGGUAGAGCUCUCGGGACUACCUCAGACGUGAAGGGCACCGUUCUGGUCUGUAUGACGAGCAGGAAUCAAAGCGCAACUUCGUACCUUGAGGCGUGCAUUGGCUUCUUCGGCCUAUUUGAAUCAUUUACAGAGGCACGAACGGACAAUCAGAGCGUGUCCGACAUUGCUUUACAGGUCAUCCCACAAAACUUCGUCGCCAAUGCGGAAACCCUGGUGAUCCCUCCCCAAACAGCCUACAUCCGGCUGGCCAUUGAGGUUUACAACCGGCUCCCGCCGUCAGAAUCCCCGGCGCCUCCGGCUGCUUGCAGCUCAGCCGUGGUGCUGUCGAAAGCGGAAAAUUCGGUGCAUCUGCAACUGACACCAACAUAUAGCUCACCCCUAGAGAAGAACGGACCAUGCCUGCACCUCGCAUACUCUAUCAGCCAAGACAGGAGGUGGCUUACUGCGGCUUGGACGGACGAGUCAGGAAGAGUUGCACUUAGCAUGUCCUACUGUCUUCGCCUUCGACCUACAGGGAAGAUCAGGCCCCUCCAUGACAUAUUCCAAGAGAUGUGGGAUGUUUCGCAAGACCUCAUGAACAAAGUUCGCGGGCCAUGGCGGCUGGCGGUUGUAAGGCACGAAUACUAUGAGCAACCAGAGCUGCUCGACUGGCAUCAGGUAUUCGAGAAUUCCCCUGCCUCACAGAAACGAUGCCUGUUAGUACUUCUCUCCGUCCAGCUCGACCCAGAACUGGAGAUCUUCCCACCCUUGAACCACUGGAAAAGCGGCCAGACAGGACCGCAGAACCUUUAUGGGACACCUGCUUCGACACCGCAGGGCAGUAUGACGUCUCCUGAACAAACUGUGCCAGCGACUCCAACGCCUGGUGGCAGCUCCUUUAUGAAUGCUCCCACACCUUCGGACCCCGGGUUUGAUCCGAACAAUGAGAGUGAUCUCACAUUAGUGGAUCCUUCUGAGGAAAGUUGGGCUGUCAUCCUACCCUUCGGGAUUAAUCAGACGAGGAGUCUCAUCGAGAUUCGACCUUCACAAGUCACGGGGUACCUCAUGAAACGUAGAGGGACUAAGUGGGAGGACGGAUACAACCUGAUUGAGUUCAGCCUAGUCACAUCGACGAUCCCCAUAUCGAACACAUCGAGCGAGAUGUCGCCAGACGAGUUGCUCGAAGACUUGAUCAAGCAGUAUCGUGCACUUGUUACUCUCGGCGCCACUCGAGGCUGCGUGGAUCCAAACAGCGAAUGCCUCCCUUGGCACCUUGCAACCGCGAUCAGAGGUGCUCAGCUCCUGGGGCAGAUCAUGUAGUUCGCCCAGUCCAAGUGGGACAAUGUCCGACUUCGGAGCAGGGUCGCAGCUAAUGCCCACAGAAAUGCUACGCUGUGUGCAAUCCCUGUACCCGGUCCAGUAUUCUCUUGGUCAAGCGGUCCGAUUCCAGCAUGGUGGAGCUGAACGGGCACUGGAUAUACCUACUACGUCGUGCAAACUGCAACACUGGGGGCCACGCACUAUAUAUUCCGCGGAGCCUGAUUUGGCGAACAGCGGACGCCGUCAAACUCUGUGCCAGGGCAAGAGGAGCCGACAUCUGAUUAGAUCCC